AAAAUAUUCUUACUCGUACAACGAUCCUAGAUUGGUCGACCCUCUGAAAGCAAGCUUUUAAAUAGAGGAACUUUAUGCAAACUCCCAGUCAGUUGGCACUAGAAGGUGGACAUUGUUUUACCUCGUUUCGGUUCAUUAAUUAGUUUAACGCAAGUAUUGUUAUACCUUUUAAGUGAAAAUGAAAGUUCUAGUGGUUGCGGUUUUUGCUGUGUUCGCACAUGCACAACAGUUUAAAUGCCCCGCAAAGGAUGGCUUCUAUGAAGAUCCAGUUCAAUGUGAUAAAUUCUACGAAUGCUACGAUGGAAUUGCGACAGCGAAACUUUGCCCAGAUGGUCUAGUCUUCAAUCCCGCCAUCAGAAAAAUCAACAAAUGUGAUCAACCCUUCAGCGUUGAGUGUGGAGAUCGUACAGAACUUCAACCGGCACAACCUUCGGGAUUAUGUCCACGAAGAAAUGGAUAUUUCUCCCAUCCCGAUCCGAAAGUCUGCAACCUUUAUUAUAAUUGCAUCGAAGGUGUGAGUACAAAGCAGUCUUGCCCACCGGGACUUCAUUUCGAUGAAUUUACUGGAACAUGUGUUUGGCCCGAGUCGGCCGGGCGUGAAGGAUGCGAUGCCGGUGAAACGAUGGUACUCAAGGAUGGCUUUAGAUGUCCGAAGGAAGGUCAAACUGACUCAAAUGGACAGUUGGUGGUCCAUCCAAAGUUUGCGCAUCCAAACGAUUGCCAAAGGUUUUAUGUUUGUUUGAACGGAGUGGAGCCCAGGGAUUUGGGAUGCAUAAUUGGUGAGGUAUACAAUGAAGAAACGCAAAAAUGUGAUGCCCCAGAAAACGUACAUGGAUGUGAGGACUGGUAUAAAGAAGAACAGGUGCCAAAAUCGCCGUUAAGUAAGAAGCCUUAGAUAUAGUUGAUCGCUGUGAAAUUUUAUACUUUACCAUAAGCUUAAAUUGUAAUUACUAUCAAACCAAGAAUCUGUAUUUAUUUUUCGGUACGUUCAGUUCCGUUGUAUGUAUAUUCUUAAGAUGAAAAUUGUUCCUAGUCUGUUUUCGCUUACUUUAAGUGUAAUUAAAUACAGAAGAAAUUA
Messenger RNA from Photinus pyralis (common eastern firefly), 1078 nucleotides. RefSeq names its product protein obstructor-E-like (gene Cpap3-a1). Gene Ontology annotation, cellular component: extracellular region. The record is from RefSeq and is a predicted model, not a curated record. The transcript is spliced from 5 exons. The coding region runs from base 179 to 895 and encodes 238 amino acids. Lineage: Eukaryota; Metazoa; Arthropoda; Insecta; Coleoptera; Lampyridae. Gene Ontology annotation, molecular function: chitin binding.